AUGCAAAGUCUUCUUUCUAUUAUUCUUCUGUUCCCAGCUUUAGGAGGCUUGGUACUUUUAUGUGUGCCAAAUUCCCAGACACGAUUAAUUCGGAUUCUAGGUUUAACUAUUUCAUUUAUCACUUUUGUGCUUUCUUUAUUGCUUUGGGUUUUUUUUGAUCAUUCUACCGCGAAGUUCCAAUUUGUGAAUGCAGUGGAUUGGCUACCUUUCCUUAACAUGCAUUUUUAUAUCGGUAUUGAUGGAAUUUCUCUUUUUUUUAUUUUACUUACAACCUUCUUAGUCCCUUUUUGUCUUUUGGUGGGCUGGGAUUCUGUACAAAAAAAUGUAAAAGAAUACUUUAUUGCUUUUCUUUUUCUGGAAAGUUUUAUGUUGGCUGUUUUUUGUAUGUUAGAUCUUUUACUCUUUUAUGUUUUUUUUGAAAGUGUACUUUUACCUAUGUUUUUAAUCAUUGGUGUUUGGGGCUCUAGAGAAAGAAAAAUUAGAGCUGCUUACCAAUUCUUUUUAUACACUUUGAUUGGUUCUUUAUUUAUGCUCUUAGCUAUUUUACUCAUUUAUUUUCAAACCGGUACCACCGACCUUCAAGUUUUAUUUGUAAGUGAGUUUAGUCUGCAACGCCAGCUUUUACUUUGGUUUGCUUUUUUUGCAUCUUUUGCCGUAAAAGUACCCAUGAUUCCUGUGCAUAUUUGGCUACCAGAAGCACACGUGGAAGCUCCAACUUCAGGUUCAGUUAUUCUGGCAGGAGUUUUAUUAAAGUUAGGCACUUAUGGUUUUGUGCGUUAUUCAAUUCCGCUGUUCCCGGAAGCCAGCGUUUAUUUUACCCCUCUCAUUUAUACUCUGAGCAUUAUUGGUGUAAUUUAUGCUUCAUUGACGACUCUGCGACAAAUUGAUUUGAAAAAAAUUAUUGCCUAUUCGUCCGUGGCUCAUAUGGGAUUCGUGACUUUAGGGCUUUUUAGUUUAAAUAUCCAAGGAAUUGAGGGCGCUUUAUUUUUAAUGCUAAGCCAUGGGUUUGUGGCUUCCGCUUUAUUUUUAUGUAUUGGUGUUCUCUACGACCGCACGCACACCCGUUUAGUAAAAUACUACGGUGGUCUGGUGCACGUCAUGCCUCUUUUUUCCGUUUUUUUCCUUAUUUUUACCAUGGGAAAUUUGAGCUUACCUGGCACAAGUAGUUUUGUGGGGGAAUUUUUAAUUCUUGUAGGUGUUUUUCAAACCAACCCUUUUGUGGCAACUUUUGCCGCAACGGGAAUGAUUUUAGGUGGGGCCUAUUCGAUUUGGCUUUAUAACCGCGUGGUCUUCGGUAAUUUAAAACCUUUUUUUAUUGAUACUUUUAUGGAUGUGAAUCGACGAGAAUUUUUUAUUUUCUUACCUUUUGUGUUUUGUGUUUUAUGGAUGGGGUUUUAUCCAGAAGUUUUUUUAGAACCAAUGCACACCUCCGUGGCCAAUCUUGUGCAGCAUGGUCAAUGGAGAGGGUAA
Molecule: messenger RNA, 1470 nt
Organism: Bathycoccus prasinos
Lineage: Eukaryota; Viridiplantae; Chlorophyta; Mamiellophyceae; Mamiellales; Bathycoccaceae
Source: the annotation of a RefSeq genome assembly